AUGCUGUUGUCGAUACACUCGCUCCUAUUGACCGUUAUAACACUUCUGGCUGGAUUUGUUGCAGGUGAUGCCCAAGUUGUUAAGCCAAAGGCCAACUCUGAAUUCUCUGGUAGUAGUGGUACUAUUAGUAUCGAAAUUCAGUGGAUGGAUAAUAACGCGUAUCCUCCGUUCGAUAAGAUUGAUCAUUUUCUAUUUCAGUUACAGAACGGUCCCAACUCUAAUAUCCAAAAAGUCAAAGUCUUGAAAGAUAAUGUUUCUCCAGAUGAUGUUGAACAAGGGGAUGACGGGACUUAUAGCUAUACGGUGGAAUUUGAUUCUAGUAUUACAGGUGAUGGACAAUACUAUAUUCAAGUUUUUUCGGCACUCGACGCUGACAACAAACAAUAUACCAUCAAUUACUCGCCCAGAUUUGAAUUGACCGACAUGAAAGGAACCACUACAGUUACUUUCACUGAUACUACCCAACCUGUGGGUCAAACUAGAGCUCAAACGGGUACGACUGCUGCUAGUGUCGAUACACGUUCAUUCACAUUGCAAUAUACACAACAAACUGGUAUUUCAAGAUUUGCACCAAUGCAAAUGCAACCAGUCACGAAGAUAACUGCCACGACUUGGACCAGAAGAUUCGCUACGAGUGCGGUCACUUACUAUUCUUCGCUCAUAAACUCCUUACAACAGGAAACUACUCUCACGCCUGGUUGGUCCUAUACACUCCCCAGUGGCAUGAAUAUGGCUACACCAGCACCUUAUCCAUCAGACAACGGUGGCUGGAAGGAUCCUAAGGAGAGACAAAGUCUCUCAACAAGAAAGAUCAACUUGCGUAAAAGGGCUUUUAUCAAAUAG
Torulaspora delbrueckii is the source of this 843-nucleotide messenger RNA. It is a transcript of the gene KRE9, whose product is annotated as Kre9p. The transcript has a single exon. The record is from RefSeq and is a predicted model, not a curated record. Lineage: Eukaryota; Fungi; Ascomycota; Saccharomycetes; Saccharomycetales; Saccharomycetaceae. The coding region runs from base 1 to 843 and encodes 280 amino acids. Gene Ontology annotation, biological process: (1->6)-beta-D-glucan biosynthetic process; fungal-type cell wall organization; cell wall biogenesis. Gene Ontology annotation, cellular component: extracellular region.